Molecule: messenger RNA, 975 nt
Organism: Enterobius vermicularis (human pinworm)
Lineage: Eukaryota; Metazoa; Nematoda; Chromadorea; Rhabditida; Oxyuridae
Source: the annotation of a GenBank genome assembly
AUGUUAUCAGAUGAUUAUGAGGAUCAAAAUAUCCCUAUAAUUCAGCAAUUGCCUGGUUUGCUGACGCCAGGGUCAAUGGGUUCAGGCAGUAAUGCAUUUUCCGGCUCUUCCCUUCUGGAACCUGGAUCCUCAAGAUGGAUCAGUCAUCAUAUGAAACGCGUUUUUGCACCUGACGUUUUCGAUGUUCACUUUGAAGGUCAACAGAAUGCGCAAACGCAUCUUUCUGAUAGUCUGAGCGGACAGCCGAUUCCGGAGACACCUCCAGAAAGGCCAUUAGAGAAAUUACCUCAUACACCAGCAGAACAACUAUCUUAUGCAAAUUUGAAAAGCACACAGGCUAAGCGAUUUGAACUGCAAAAGCGAGCAACAAUUACCUCCUGGAACAAGACUAAAACUUCCACUCCUAUCAUUUCUCAACAAUUAGCUGCUUUUGCUGAGGAAGUCACCUAUAAUGAAGCACUUUUACGUUGCCUUAAACUUAGCUCGAAUCUUGUCACUAUUCGUUCACAACAAGAAAACGACUACGUCACAGGCAUUUCUAAAGUUAAAAACGUUUGGACGGGUUUAUUUCGAAGGAAAACUGGGUGGUUUUGGUCUGACUACACUGUACCAAACUUUUUCAACUGGGCAAGGGGUCAGCCAAGAGGAGGUUCUGGCCCGAACGUUAGAUGCGUAGGCAUUAACGCGCUCUGGACCUCUGGUACCUGGUUUGACGCUGACUGUAAUUCGCACUUCGGUUAUAUAUGCAAAUACGAUCCACAAAGUAAAAGCUCUUUUCUUUCUCACAAUUUAGCAAUAACAACAAAAAUGCAUUUACAUCGACCAGUCAUAACCGCAGUAGCACCAAACUUAUUUGCCCAAAAACCACUAAUUUAUCUGAGACCACCAGCGGCUACUGCUAAUCUCUAUGCUUAUUAUUAUUAUGCUCUUAUGCAACAACUUGCCCAUCAGAUGUAUCGAAAUAUUGCUAUUUAA